Messenger RNA from Tetrahymena thermophila SB210, 4968 nucleotides. RefSeq lists its product as hypothetical. The record is from RefSeq and is a predicted model, not a curated record. The transcript has 5 exons. Lineage: Eukaryota; Ciliophora; Oligohymenophorea; Hymenostomatida; Tetrahymenidae.
UUUAAUAAUUAAGAUAUUAAGAUUGUGAUGCAGCCAACGACUAAUUUUAGGCACUUUACACCUUUAAAAGAAAGGAAUAUUAAAAUUAAAGUGCUCAACUAAAAUUCUUUCCAUAUUGAAAAGUCUAUUGGAAAUGGCUCUUUAUACUCAGAAAAUAAACUAAAUUAAAGUUAAAAUCAAGUAUUUGUUUAACAAAGUAGAGCUUUAACAUAAGGAUCUACAGAUGCAGGAGACUAUUCUUAAAAAAAAUAAAGGUCUAUAUCAUAGUAUUUGAAUACGGAAUAGAUAGAGUUAAAGCAAAAUUCUGCAAUAUACGUGAAAACGGAUUUUCCAAAUAUUGCACAACAAAGUGUAACUUAAGAUAUUAACCAGUUUAGAAUUAAAAAAUAGGUGUUAAUCAAAACCAAUCGCCCUAAAAGUAGUUUUGCUAACAGAAAAUAGGAAAAUAAAGAUUUAAAAUAUGUAACAAAAUAAUCGAUAAUCAAUUCGUAUAUUUAGACUUAAUAUGGAUAAAUAGGUAUAAGGGAAAGUUCUCCUAAAUUAGCAAGAAACAUGAAGAAAUCUAAGUCAAAAAAAAGAAAUGAAAAAUCAUAAAAAAGAAUAAAUAUUUCAUAAAACAUUGAAGCUUAUAAUCUUAAUAAAAGUGCAGCUGAUAUAGAUAAAAGAUAUCUAGAUGGCAAAAGAAUUAAAUAAUCAGGAGGAUUUUUGAUAAGAAACCAAGGGAUUAAUAAAAAAUAUUUAUAAGAUGCUGAAAAUCAAUUAAAUGAAAUUUAGAAAUAUAUGAGUUUUAUUGAUGAUAAGUUUCAAAAUCAAACAGAUUCAAUCCAUAAUAUUUACCAAGAAAUUAAUGAUAUUGAUAGAAAAUUGAUGAGCAUUGAAUAAUAAAUAAGACUUAUUUAUCAAACAAAUACAGAACAUGAUGAUACAAUAAAGAUAUAAUCCUGUUUAAUAUUGAUUAAAAGUAUUUAAAAUAGAAUUUAAUACUAUUAAGAAAAUCAACAGCAGUAAAUAAAUGAAGAAGCUUAAAGCAGUGAAGCUAAUGUCAGUUAGCUUCAAGAAUAAAAAUAAAUCAAUUAAAACAACUCUAAUUAAAAUUUAAAAUAAAAUUUUAGUAAUACUUCUGAUAGCGAUGGAUUUAAAAACAAAUAAAAAAUUCAUUAUAGAGCACAAAGCUAAUAAAUGCAUAGAUCUAGCAAUUAUGAUCUUAGAUAAAGCAUGUCAACAGAAUAGCAGACAAAUUAUGUAGAAUAUGUAUUUAAUAUGUUUAAUAAAACAAUUAGAUAGCUUUCAGAUGUAAAAAGUAACUAAAUUAAUGGAGCAUUUGAAUUAAUCCUUUAACUUAACUAUGAUUUACAUAAAAUAAGUAAUUCUUAAGAUAUUAAUUAUAAUGAAAGAGCAUAAGCUCUUUAGUAUCUCUAUGAGCUAGAUUGUUAAGUACCAAAUUUAUUUAAUCUUUUAGUCAAAUUAGUGAAUAACUAAACAGAUAACUUUUAUAGCAUUUAAGAAGAUAUUUCAGAAUAUAAAUCAACUAUUGAAAAAAACAAUAAAGAAUAAAAGCCAAAUCAAUUUACUAUAGAAUCCCCGUCAGCAUCAUAAAAAUCUUUCAUAAAAUAAGCUAUGAUGAAGAAUAAUUAAAACUAAACAAGCAGCAAUACUUCGAACUACAAUAUAACUUAGGAUCAUAUAGAAGAGUCUAUUUAAUAACUUGAUAAUAGUAUUAAUCAAAAUAAAAAUUCUAAAAAAACCAGUUAAAAAAAUUUUUAUGAAAAUAAUCAUUCUAGGUAAAAAUCAUCGUCUAAAUCAAUAGAAAAUAAAUCUUCAAAAAAAUUAAUAAAUGAAAAAUAAGUUUAUACUUCAAAUCCAAAUUUAGUAGAUAUUUAAACCAAUUCAAAGGGAAUAUUGCAAGGUAAUAAUUCUUAAUAGAAUGAUAAAAGCAUAAAACAAUUAGAUAAUAAUCUAUCCAUCAAAGAUUAAUUAAAUAAUGUUGAGAAUAACUCUUCUUAAGUUUAGUAAAAUUAUUCUUCUUUUAGUAAUAGCAAAAUCGAAGAAGCAAUAGAAUCAGAAAAAACUAACAAAGCUGAUAUUAUUGAACACUAGAAAAGUGAAAUAAAGAGUAUAAACAUAUCUGAAUAAAUUUCAAAUAAUAGUAGCUUUAUUAUUGAUAAAUAGCAAGAAAAUAAAUAGUAAAAUAAUUAACUGUGCUCUUAAAAGUCUUAAAAUUAAAAUUUAAAUGAUAAAAAUGAAAUUAACGUUAAAUAGGAUAGUAAAAAAAAUGAAGGGAUUGGAAAAAGUAAAAGUGAGGCUAUUCAGAAUUAAAUUAAAAGUAAUGAAGAUCAAUUAAUUAUGAGUAAAUCUGAGUAAAUAAAUUUGGAAGUUGUUUAGGAUAUUUAGCAUGAAAAAAUAUAAAAUGAAGAAAAGAAAAUUAGCUAAAUAGAUUAAGAAUAAAAAGAAUAAUAAUAGAAACAAUAGGAAGCAAAUGAUUUAGAAGUUAAAAUGAAGACUAUGUUCACUUAAAUGAAAGUUUUGAUUGAUCAUUAAAAUAAAGAGUAUUCUUAAUAAAUUAUUAAAUAGUUCAUUGAAUUUCUUCAUUAAUAGGACUUCAAAGAAAAAUAAAAAAUUAUUGAAAUUUUAAAUGAGUCUCUCACUCAUUUUAACAAAAUGAUAGGUGUUUAAGCCUAACUAAAUCAGAUUUUUAUUUAAUAUGAUUAAUUUAUUAUUGAUAAUGAAAUGUACUGGAAUGCUAUCCAUUUUACUCAUACUCAUAAGCGGAGCUUAGAGUAAAUAAGGUCGUCCAUUUACUAACAAUUUAAAAUAAGAGAUUUGAUAAAAGAAGACCCUAAGUUAAAAGAGGAAAUAAAAGAUUUUCUAGAUUUAAGAAAUGCUGUAUUGAAAUUAUCUGAGAAAUCUGACUUUCCUUUGCUUAAUAUAGCUCUCCCAAACAACUUAAACGUAGAAGAAAAUAUUAUAGAGGAAAUGAAAUAGAGAAGAUUUUAAACUAUUCAAAUAAUUAAAGAAAUUAUUGAAAUUAUACAAGAAAUAACUAUCAUAUGUUAAAGAAAUACAUUUAGUAUAUACAAACUAAUCACUUUCAAUAAUUCCUUUUACACUCAUGCUGACAGAGUUCUAUCCUUGCUAAACGUCUCUACUACUCCUCAUUUAACUAUUAUAAAUCUACUUGAUACUUUUAAUAAGCUCAAGAAAUUGUUUUAGAAAGACAAGCAAGUAUCAAAGCUAAAAUAAAUAGUAGAUAGACUAUUGUAUAUAAGAAUUUAUGAUGAGCUAGUAAACAAAAACUUUAAAUAGCUAGAAUAAGAAUUAAUUAACUCAAUUUAGAGGAAAGAAAUAAAAUUAAAGGUACUAGAAUAGAGACUCAAAAGACUAUUUUCAAGUACAAAUGAAAUAAGAAUAAUUUUGUUAGACAAUAAUUAUGAUUUUAACAGAAUAGAUAACUUCAGAUCUAUCUCUAAUUAAUAUGUUUAGCUAAUAUAGUUAUAUACUUCUAUUUAUAAUACAAAUGAAAGCUCAUUUAUUACAGGAAGAGAUUAAGCAUUUGAGCUAGUAGAAUAAUUAUAUUCUUAUAUGUUUUUUACUAAAUCUCUUAGUUCAAAAUCCUAAAAUUACAAUAAAAUUAAAUCUUCUGUAGGACAAAACCUUUAACUUACAUAAAUCAGCUAAAGUUAAGAUUCUUUUUAUUAUUAGCAUAUCAAAAAAAUACCACAAUAAAAAAUGAGUGAUAUUAAAAAAAGAAUACAUAUUUAUUAGUAAUAAUUGAAAGCGUCUCAAGAAACACUCUUUAAUUUUAUAUAACAACAUUAGCAAUAGCUUCCUAGCGAACCUCAAGAAAGAUAAGGUAUGAAUUAAGAACAAUAAAAUACUCCACCUUAGAUUUAAAUAAAAUAAAUUUUUCAGAAAAAUUUAAUUGAAUUGUAAGAACAAUUAGAACACUUAAAUUAAUAAAUAGAAUAAAUAUUAACUAAAUAAUAAAUUUAAAUAAUUGAUUUACUUUAUCUUGUUUAAGGAAUAACAGAGUAUUUAAUAGAAAAAAAAGAAGAUAUUGCUAUAUUAUAAAAUAAUUAUGAAGCAACUAUAUUUACGAUGCCCUAUAAUUUUGGAGCAGACUGCUAAAUGAUAAUUCAAUAAUUCAGCAAUUUUAUGCACCAUAAUUGCUAAUAAAAUAUUGAUGAAAGUGUAAGGACACUAACUGUUUCAUCUUCAAAUACGGAUUAUCAAGCACCAAGUGGUCCAAUUAUUUUCAAUUACUCUUAAAACAAGCCUGACUAGUUGGAUAAAAAGUAGAAUCAGCAAUAUUUCUGUGAAUUAUUUAUUUAUAACAACUAUGUUAGUGAUUCGUUUUGCUUAGGUGAAAUUUUAGUUUAAAAUAUUUUGACUGGUCAAAUAAUUUAUUCAGAUUAAAUAGACACAAGCCAACCAACAUUUAAAAUAACAUUUUAAGCAGAUCAUCCAUAUUUAAUUGUUAACAUUAAAUAUGCUGAUUACAAAUUGAAGUAAUCAACAUUAUUUAGUAGUGAUACUUCAAUAAUAGAAUUCUCUAAAAAAGAUUUAAUAAGUAACGAGAAAAUCUACAAAAUUGUGAUACAAGCAACAGAUCCUACAUCUAUUUUAAGACAACAAUUAUAGUUUUUUAUUCAUGCAAAAAGUAAUACUCAAAACGAAUAUAUAAUUAAUAAGGAUACCAGUGACCAUAAUUAUUACGUUUAAUAAGAAAUAAAUAUUCUACCCACCAGUGAAAUAAUUACUUUAACAAUAAAAUAAAAUAAUCAAUUUGAGUACAAUUUGUAUGCUAACCUAAUAUCAUCAGAUACUUUUUAAGUUUUUAAAAAUGGAUAAGUAGUACUAAAUUAAAUAAAUAUAACUUAAAUAAAAUAAGAUAAUCCUCAUUCUUGGAAAGUUUUCUAAAUCCCAAAAAUUAAAUAAAAGAGUUAAUUGUUAAAAAAAAAAUAAGAUUGA